Molecule: messenger RNA, 2669 nt
Organism: Chondrus crispus (carragheen)
Lineage: Eukaryota; Rhodophyta; Florideophyceae; Gigartinales; Gigartinaceae
Exons: 2
Coding region: 1-1686 (561 amino acids)
Source: RefSeq, a predicted model, not a curated record
AUGAAUUCUUCUUUUAUAGCUGAGUCCGGAUUUGUGGACCCGGAGCUCAUCGCACCGCACAUUAGACCCAAUGCGGGCAUGCAAAGGGCUACUCGGAUCAGGAUCGAGGCAAAUGCGGCGGGUCACCUAAGGGACGAUAGCCAGGUGGCCCUGCUGGUCGGGCUGCUAUCUCAGCUUUAUGUCCAGGAGUUCAGAGAGGCAGGGUUGACCGAGUCGGUCCACGCAUAUGCAGACGGGCAUGUCGGCAUCAAGGUGGAAGAUAUAAUGGAUAUCCCAGACCUUGCAGAGCAGUGGCAGCCCGAUAUGCUCAUGGACAUUGAAGGGUGGGAUCCGGAAGCGGUUGAGAUGUCGUCUGAAUGUAACGUGGUGCGGUGCGACGGACUCACCAAGAAGGAGAUUUCGCUCCUUCUCACAGUCAUGGGCGGACGGGCUAAGACUACCAAACUCGCGUUCGACCUGGCCAUACCCCGCCUGUGUGAUAAGGUAUAUGUAAACGCGACUAUGAAUCUGGUGUCGGGCGACCCCAUAGCGACCGACGACGUAACAGCCCAGCUGUGCCGGGCGACUCUGGACCGGUACGUUGAUACAAACCGUCUGCAUGCCCAGUUCGAAGUAGCCUUUGCUAUCUUCCACCAGUGUGCAUUGGCGCCAGUGCCGGACAGAGCCGAAGGGAUGGCAUGGUUAAAGCGGAAACGUGAGCUGGUACUACCUGCGUUCAGUGCGUUCAGGGGGCAUUAUCGCACUAUAUUAGCUGGGGAUGCUUACGGGCUGUCUGCCUCUGCAUUGCUCACGUGGCGCUGGUGGAGGAAUGCGGGCAUAUCAACUGCUGUCCAUGGAGGCAUGUACAACGCUGCCAGCCUCUGGGGCCGCUACUUUGUGGAAGCAGAGGACUUUUUCCAGGAUGCGGAUCUGGAGCAAGUCAGGCAACAUAGGAUGUCAGAUGCUCCGGCGGUCGCAUACUACCGCUACGCAUCCAUGAUUACAGGACACAAGGCCUACUGCCCUGUCCCGGCCGGCUUUGGAAUGCGAUACCUCGACUGGAAGGUUAACGACGCACUCACUUUGCCCGUAUCGUUGACCGGCGACAAUCUUCUGGGGUACGACAUCGAGACAUCGGAGGACGGGUCUCUAUUGCAUGUACGCCACAUCCCUCCGCCGGCAUCACACAUACACGUGCUAGCCAGGCUACCGCGCGACGGGGCUUUCAAGUCCUUGUCCGACAAAUUCAGCCUUACAAUCACGGCGAGGCAGGAAGGCUGGACGGUGCCCAGCGUAAUGGAGGCCUGGGGACUAGGGAUGGCUUUGGGAUGGCUCGGUUAUGACGCUGAAAUGUCAUAUCGCGGAGAGACUCGAAUCGGGAACUGGGUGAGCAACCAGUCCCAGAUAGCAGCGAAACCUUUCAGCAUCUCGGGCCCUGACGUGGAGGCAGUGAAGGUAUUAAGUAUUGAGCACAUGCGCCAGCACUCCUUACUGCCGGGGUUGAACGAGAAAGUAUCCCGUUGGAACGUGGAGGUCGCAGUAGAGGGCUUCUCUAUACGAGGCCUCUCCAUGGGCACGGUGGCCCUAAUAGGUGCCUUCAAAGCAACCAAGAGCAACAGGGUAGACGUCAUUUCAUCGGAAGUGGGGGACAUAGUCUACUUGCCCGUUACCUACGAGACCGUGCACCGAGGCAUUACUACGCGCUAGGGUUUUCAACCAUCCGUUGGGCCACCCGCAGCAGUUCCUCCGACUGGGGCAGUGCACCCCGUCGAGAUCGCCGACCCGUCGGACGAGACGCAGGGCACAGACGACGUCUAAAGGACUGUCCGAACCCCCCGGCCCCGCUGUUGGUUGGCGCUGCACACAAGGGCUGCAUAGUGGCAGGGCCUACGACGCCCAACUCGCGCUGGUGCAGACUGCUGAGGGGGAAACGAAGAUGUGUGGCACAUACGGUUAUGUCAACGUUCGGGGUGAGGUGGUUGUGUGCGUCAAGAUCAUCUGGAAGGGAAACCCCCCUCUACUACGUGCUGUUAGACACAGUAGCAGCGGCGACGUCGAUAUGCGCUCAGCUGUGCGGUAUAGCUUUAUUAGCAGAGGACAAUUACGCAUAAGCAGCUCUGAGCGCCGAGGUGUUGUGCGAGACGCGCAAAGGACUCUGCGUCGCACCGCACUAGAACUGGGGCGCUACAAAUCUUUUUUUCUUUUGCGCAGCCCCCGUCCGCUUUCUGAUAUCAACGUAGAGCGUAGCGCGAGGAAGCGCCAACUCCUGCCUUGAAUGUAAAGGAGGGGGGGAAGGCGGCAUUUUUGUGCAAACAGCUGUAGAGGGUGAAUGUACAGUUGUGACAGAUCCAAGUGAAACCUAUUACACGUCGUACAACAUACGUCAACUGCCACCGACAUUGAUUGCCACCGGCAUGGAUACCGAACGGGCGGAGAACCGACAGAGAAAUGCAAAGCUACAGAAAGACGAAGUCGAAGAAAGUCUUCGACUUCGGAGUGUCGAGCAGUGGCUACACGAUCACUCAGCACUAUGCGCCCAUUGCAAUUAGUACGUAGACUAGUGCAAGAAGUUAUCAGCAACGGCUAUGAUAGAGAGAGCGAGCAUCAGAGGGGUAGCGAGCAACCCAGGCAGAGCUACAUAAGCUAGCACGGUAGACUAGAUGAUAGAAAGAAAAGGGGAUUGAGAGCGA